This is a messenger RNA of Colletotrichum phormii, 1327 nucleotides long. RefSeq lists its product as uncharacterized. The record is from RefSeq and is a predicted model, not a curated record. Bases 150 to 1043 code for a protein of 297 amino acids. NCBI's taxonomy places the organism in Eukaryota, Fungi, Ascomycota, Sordariomycetes, Glomerellales, Glomerellaceae. The transcript is spliced from 4 exons.
CUCAACCAGUCCAAGACUCCGACUGGAUAGACUGGAUCUUUAUAGAAACUUUGAGCAGAUUGGCUAGCUGGACCUGCAUUCUGAAUGCAGCCAUAUCGCUCCUCGACCCAGAAUCGACCUGCAUCGCUGCGCCUCAAGUCACAGCGGAAAUGAUCGUGCCAUCUAACGACAAUCUCUGGCGAGCACCUUCGGGUGAAGAAUGGGCCCGAAACAAAGAGUGGCAAGCGUAUAGGCCCGUCAAUCUAGUCGAAACUUCGAGACGAGUGUUCAUCGGCGAGUUUCCCACGGUCACCAUAAGUUCUUUUGGCCUCCUCACGUUGAUCGGGGCUCUCGUAGCAAACAUCUGCGCCAGAGAGCGCUACUCUCCCGAAAUGGCUCCCAUUCUUGAUCGGGAAUACUGCACUCAGAUGGAGCGAAGCCUUCAAGGGUGGGAGAAUCUCUGGCGCAGUCACCCGUAUGCUGAACAUGUCACCAAUAGACAAAAUGAUCCCUUGAUGGCUGACUGUCUAGAUCUGCUGAGCUCUGCUUAUCAUCAUCUUUACAUGGGCCAGGAGCUUCAGAUCUUGAAGAGAAUUGCGAAGGAGCCCAGAUGUCACUUGCAACCCCCCUCUCUUCCAACUAACACGAAAUUUCUGGUUGUUAUCAAGUACGCUACCACUGCUUGGUUGGCGAAUACCAAGAUAGCUCAUGUGCAGCGCAAAGCGGCACUGGAGUUUGGUGGUCUUGGCCCAAUGGCAGCUUAUGAGACUGCGCUGAUUAUCUUGUGGUGGCUGAGUCUUCGGCAAAAUCUUAUAUCGCCGAAUCCUGGCUACGCCCCGGUGGACGAGAAGGAGGGCUUGGGAAAUAUCAAUCAGAUACUCAAAGACAUCGUACAGGAACUAGAUGAACAAGGCAUUCCGGGCGAUGGAGACCGGUCGGAUAUGGCUUCCCGAGCCUUGUUUCACUAUCAGGUAAUGUUGGAGCAAUGGGUGUGGCCAUACACGAACUCCAUGUCCCAAACCCUGCAAGCUUUUGCAUCUCGAUUGUGCCUGGGGGAGGCCUGAAGUCCGACUUACUGCGGCUCAAACGGAGAACUUUUGGCAAUUGGAACUUUACCCAUUCGAGAGAAUAUGACGUGGGGUGGCUGUAUGUUGCACCGAUGGGGGAAAGAAUGCAGUGCACCCUAGGUAUCACGCAGGUUCAACGGCUUCUCAAACAAAAGUUCCCAACGUUUCCCACCAACGCCGAUAGUACCCUUGCUGAAACAUAAUGGGUGGUCCACAAAAUACUGGAAGUGGUCCUCCGGCAGCGUUGACGGAUCGAAAAACGGAGACAAUAAACAAAUCAG